UUGAAGACAAUGUGGAUGCAAUUGUAUUCCAGGUUCUCAUCAGAGAUUUAGAGGUACUGUAUGUAGCUUCGGAUAGCUUUUUCGAAACAAAAAGAGUACAAGCUUCCAAGCAGAGAGUGAGUAGAGUCAUGACGUUCCUUCAGUUCGAGCGCGCAACUGGGUCGCACUGCGGCAAGCUUAGUUUUUCCCAGGAUGUGAACGAGCACGACGACGCCCCGACAAUCAAACAGCGACAGGUACUAGCAGACCACACCAAGGACGGUAAAAGCUUGACCGAGGAAAGACGCGAGCGCAGUCGUAGUCCCAGGCGACAAGAGCAGAUCGUGAAGGCUGCGGCAGAUGACAACGCGCAUCUUCAAGCGGCUCCUGCAACAGUACAACUAGCUGCGGACCGACCUCCCAGACCCGCAGCCUCCUUUCCUCAGAGCCAGUCGUCUCGGUGUUUGACCUACACCCUGGAGGCGCAGGAUGGACGAGCGCGCGCCGCGACCUUGUUGCUCCCGCACGGCCCAGUGCGCACUCCUGUUUUCAUGCCCGUCGGCACGCAGGGGACCAUCAAGGGGCUCCUGAGUCAGGAGGUGGCCGAUUUGGGCCCACAGAUCAUUCUCGGAAACACCUACCACCUAGCGAACCGGCCCACCUGUGCGCGGCUGGAUAAGUGCAACGGGCUCCACAAUUUCAUGCAGUGGGACCGAAACAUCCUGACGGACAGCGGCGGGUUUCAAAUGGUAUCCCUGCUGAAACUCGCAAAGAUCACGGAGGAAGGUGUGGAGUUCGAGGACCCGAAGAACCCGGGCAGCAUGAUGUUGCUCACCCCAGAGGAGAGUAUCCGAAGUCAGAACAGCAUCGGUUCGGAUAUCAUGAUGCAGUUGGACGAUGUGGUCAGUUCCUGCGAGCCGGACAAGGCCCGGGUGGAGGAGGCCACCCACCGGACGACCCGCUGGUUGGAUCGCUGCAUCAAGGCACACGCAAACCCGGACCGGCAGAACCUCUUCGCCAUCGUCCAGGGCGGCCUGCAUGCGGACCUCCGGAAAAUAAGCCUGGCGGAUUUGAAGGUACUUACCACGCUCUUCAACUUCGUGUUAUGUUUUAUUACUAUAACUGCAGCUUGCUCUUGCACGACAUGCAGAUACUAUAGAUACUGCAUGAACGACACACAUUCAGCUUCUCGUCGCAACAAAUUCACCUUUUAUGAUGAGAAACCACAUCUGAAUACUUGCUACUUCUGACGCACGCGCUCUGCCUGCGGAUGAGAAAACAUUUGUUCUCACCAAGAUCUCUGAGAAGGAAGGAAAUUUCCUCUUCUUGUUUCUGUCAAGAGAAACAGAGGAGGCGCGUGUAUGUUUACUGCUUUUCCAGCAACCCGUGCUGUUUGUGCACCUCCUCCUACCCAAGACAUCAUCUUCACUCCAUACACACCCACAGGCGCGUGGCGACUCGUGUCCGGGGUACGCAAUUGGCGGUUUAUCCGGCGGCGAGAGCAAGCACGAGUUUUGGCGGGUCGUCGCACAGUGCACGGACGAGGAGGCAGACGGCCUGCCGCGGUUGAAACCGCGGUACUGCAUGGGCGUGGGCUACAUGUUGGACAUUGUGGUCAGCGUGGCCCUCGGCGUGGACAUGUUCGACUGUGUGUACCCCUGCCGGACCGCCCGGUUCGGCACCGCGCUCACCUGGAAGGGACAGCUGCGGCUGGCCAAGUGCAGCGACGCGGCGAAGCCGGAAAACAACCUGCCUAUCGAGGAGGACUGCGACUGCUACACGUGUAAAACCUACAGCCGGUCGUUUCUCGCGUCCAUCGUGGCCAAGAACGAGAAGGCCAACCCGGCGGGGGCGACGCUGCUGACCAUCCACAACAUCCGGUUUAUGAUGCGGUUAAUGACCAGCAUGCGGGAGGCGAUUUUGGAGAGCCGCUUCAAAGCGUGGGUGGUGGACUUUCUACAAAACCUCUACCCGGCGACGAACAAAUGCAAAAAGAGCGGUGGGAAAACGAUCAUCCCGCCCACCUGGGUGAAGGAGGCGUUGAUCCAGGGAGCCAAGAUCACGGAGCUGGAAAAGGCAUUUGACUGGGAAAACGGAAUUCCGUCCACCGAGGAUAUGCCUAAGCAAUAACAUGAUGACCUACGUUUCCAUUUCUUGUUGCUGCGUGAUCACUCCAUAUUUUGAUCGUUCCUACAAUCUGCGACUUUUUUUUCCCGGAGCUGCUCAGUUUUCCAAGAUUGAGCAGGAUCAUAUGUUGUUUACUAAUGAUGCAUCUGCGCUACCGCUUUUCCGAU
This is a messenger RNA of Amoebophrya sp. A120, 2273 nucleotides long. NCBI's taxonomy places the organism in Eukaryota, Dinophyceae, Syndiniales, Amoebophryaceae. The record is from the annotation of a GenBank genome assembly.